AUGAAUUCACAAAACCCUCAAUUCACCAAUUUUUACGACGACCAGGUGGAGGCUUUUCGGCAGGUUCAGUCUCCAGGGCGAGUCCUGGACCGCUUGAACGAGCCGACAGCUAUCAUCACCAUCGUGGUACUCCUGGUCGCGUUGGUUCUCAAAAUUAACACCAUUGAAUCGUCUUUCGAAUCCAUCGCUUACUCGAUAGCUACACACCUUUGGGACUUGCUUGUUUCGGCAAUCCCAACAGCAAUGCUGGUUGCUGUCCAUAACUGGGUCAACCCAAAGUCCAUGACUGAGCCGCCUCCGGACACGCACGCUGCCAAAAGCAAGAUGGUGAGAAGAAUAGUGGGCUUGGACCGCCCAGGCGGCAUGAUGGAACAUGUUUUCCUGGCAAGAAAUAGAGCCCUAUCCGUUACAGGCAGCGUGUUGGGUUUGAAGCUGGAUCUGGAACGGCCGGCAGGUUUAGGCAAUCGGGAUAAUUCCUGUUAUCAGAAUAGCAUCCUGCAAGGCCUCGCCUCCCUCCCUUCAUUCCCCAACUAUCUCUCGGCAUGUGUACGGGCCAUCGACAUGCAGCGACCGACCGACGACGUGGCGCAUACUUUACGAUCCCUCAUCGCGGACCUCAACGACUGCACAAACAAUGGGAAAACGAUAUGGACCCCAAGUCUCCUAAAGUCCAUGAGCACAUGGACUCAACAGGACGCGCAGGAGUACUUCUCCAAGAUACUUGAUGAUGUGGACAAGAGUGUUGCCAGGGCAAUCAAGUCCACGCGGCGGCAUUGCGGCUUGGGAUCCGACUGCAGCAGCAAAGACGAUUUCGUCUAUAGCGAACACAGCCAGCACAGCGAUGACAGUGGGUAUCAGAGCCUCCAAUCGAACGCGGAGCUUGCAGCCGCAAAAACUCUUCGCAAUCCUCUAGAAGGCCUGCUUGCGCAGCGAGUGGCAUGCGUUCGAUGCGGGCAUUCGGAAGGUUUGUCAAUGAUACCUUUCAGCUGUUUGACGCUCAGUCUUGGCCUGGACAAGCAUCAUCACGACCUCUACGAGCGGCUUGAUGCCUACAGCAAGGUGGAGGAGAUUGAAGGGGUCGAAUGCCCCAAGUGCACACUGCUCAAGGCUCAAAACCUGCUUACCAAGCUGCUGGAACAGUUUCGCGCAAGGGAUUCCCCUUUCAGAUUGGAAGAGCCGCUUCGCAGACUUGAACAAGUCGAGCUAGCUCUCGAGGAGGACGACUUUGACGAAAGGACAAUCACAGAAAAGUGCAACAUCUCAUCCCAAGGCAAAGUCACGACUACCAAAACUAAGCAAAUUGUGAUUGCGCGCCCACCACAGAGCCUGGCCAUUCACGUGAAUCGAUCCGUUUUUGACCCGAGGACGUUUGAUAUGAUCAAGAAUUCUGCCCCCGUCUCAUUCCCACAAACGCUGGAUCUCGGUCCUUGGUGCCUGGGAAGUGGCCAAGAUGCCGAGGAGAAAUUAGCUGGCGAUGGCGGAUCUGAGCAAGAACAAUGGCUCCUGGACCCAAGACGCUCCAUGGUUGCCGGUGACUUGAGUCCAUCGAGACUGACAGGCCCCAUUUACGAGCUUCGAGCAGUUGUUACUCACUAUGGACGCCAUGAAAAUGGCCACUAUAUAUGUUACAGGAGGUACCCUGAUUCUGAGGCGCCCGAGAGCAACGAAGCAUCUUCAACCGUUGUCAUCGAUGGCGAUAAAGAUGAUGGUGGCCUGGCAGAAGACCAGAAGCCACGAAUGCGAUCCAAGGCAAACAACCCGGGCUGGUGGCGUUUGAGCGAUCACAAUGUCAGCAAAGUCGACGAAGACGUGGUCAUGUCGCUGGCUCCUGGAGUUUUUAUGCUCUUUUACGAAUGUGUGGAUCCUAGCAUAGUUCUGCAAGCCGAAGAAGCCAGGAUGGAGGAUGCUCAGGAGAUGGCGGUGCCUGACCUGAAGGACGACGAGAUGCCAAGCGGAAUGGCAACCGAACCUGCUGAUAUUGCCGUGUUCGAAAGGCAGGACCUACACACAGGGACGGGAAGCGGACCGACGAGAUGUGCUCUCUCCAGCAGCACAGUUGACGAGCUUUCCGAGCCCGAAACGUUGGACACCAGCAGGGACACAGCAGAUGACUCGACAACUGUGACGUCUGCACCAUCCAGCGUUUCGCAUUGGACGCAUGAUGAUGAGGAAGAACAGCUGGAUGGUAAGGGUCCGUCUUGA
Messenger RNA from Ustilaginoidea virens, 2202 nucleotides. RefSeq lists its product as uncharacterized. The record is from RefSeq and is a predicted model, not a curated record. NCBI's taxonomy places the organism in Eukaryota, Fungi, Ascomycota, Sordariomycetes, Hypocreales, Clavicipitaceae. Gene Ontology annotation, biological process: protein deubiquitination. Bases 1 to 2202 code for a protein of 733 amino acids. The transcript has a single exon. Gene Ontology annotation, molecular function: cysteine-type endopeptidase activity; cysteine-type deubiquitinase activity. Gene Ontology annotation, cellular component: nucleus; cytosol.